UACCCUUCCUCUGCAGAGAUCAGCUUCAAGAUGUCCUGGGACCCCAAGAGAGGCUUUGUCAUCCCCUCCCACUCCUUCGUGCCCUCUGGGAUCCUCACAUGCUCAGCCCACGUCAAUGGCAGCGUCUUCAACUCCUACUACAUGGCCCAGAGACUGGAGGGCAGGAUACAGAACCUGGCUCUGAAGGCAAGUGCCAAAAAGCUGCUGGUUGGAGAAACUCUCAAGCUGGAGUGCAAAGCAGAGACCUUCAUCAAUGGGCGCAUCGAGUUCGUCUGGACGUGUCCCCGUGGCACG
Molecule: messenger RNA, 294 nt
Organism: Cyanistes caeruleus (blue tit)
Lineage: Eukaryota; Metazoa; Chordata; Aves; Passeriformes; Paridae
Source: RefSeq, a predicted model, not a curated record